GUUAUCGUUUAAAUUUUAACCUUUAAUUUUUAAACAACUCAACAAGUUAUACGAAGAAUAUUAUAAGAUGUGCAAUGGAUUUACAAUCGGACUGCAAUAACUUAUUUUCCACGUACACGCCAAACUCCGUUACAAACUUUGCAGCUAAAAUCGGAGACAUCCACACCGAAUUUGUACUGAGUCACUUUACAAAUUGUUUAUCCAUCAUUAUUACCCAGUUUGGAAAAAUUGGAAAUCUUUACCAAGUUAAGAUCGAUCAACCUGAAAACGGUAUUAGUAUUACUGACCCUGUUUACAGUAUAAAUUGCGUUUUGGGUUCUGAUAAUUUGGAAGCGGAAGUUGGUGCCCGUUACUUAACAGAGAAAUUAAAAAUAAGUAAGCCCAUAUUGUUGUCUUUAAGCUUAAAGGAUUUUAGUAAGGAUACGUUGAAUAGUAUUGUCGAUGCCAUACAGAAUUUUAAAAAGGAAUAAUGUCGUUAGUGAAAAGAACUAAAAGGUCUGAAACCCAUUUUGGGCAAGUUGUUAUAGGGCCCCCAGGGUCUGGUAAAACAACUUACUGUGGAAAAGUUUAUAAAUUCUACAAGGAAAAGCUUAAUAGAAAUGUAGAAGUUAUAAAUUUAGAUCCAGCAAAUGAAAACAUGAAUUAUACACCCAAAAUAGAUGUUAUGAAGCUUAUAACUGUUGAAGAUGUAAUGACGAAUUUAAAUUUGGGGCCCAAUGGGGCUCUUAUGUAUUGUAUGGAAUAUUUGGAAGAAAAUUUUGACUGGUUGUUAAACCAGCUGGUGUUAAUUAGGGAUAGUUAUUUGAUUUUUGAUAUGCCCGGCCAAGUGGAGUUGUUUACACAUCAUGCUUCAAUUAAAAAUAUUUUUACAAAGUUGGAAAAAUUAAGUUACCAUUUGUGUGCAGUGCAUAUGGUUGAUUCACAUUAUUGCUCAGAUCCAACCAAGUUUAUUUCAACUUUAUUACUUUCUUUAUCCACUAUGAUGCAAAUUUCAUUGCCACAUAUAAAUGUUUUAUCAAAGGUUGAUUUACUUAAGAAAAACUCAUCAAAACUAGAUUUUGGAUUGGAUUUUUACACAGAUGUUUUGGAUCUCCAAUUCUUACUGGAAUUGCUAGAUGAUGGCCCUUUCACCAAAAAAUUCAAAAAACUAAAUGCUGCCAUGGUUGGACUUGUUGAAGAUUAUGGUCUAGUUUCUUUUGUACCAUUAAACGUAAACUCUGAUAAAAGUCUUCUUCAAUUGAAGGCUGCUAUCGAUAAAGCUAAUGGUUAUAUUUAUGGUAGUGGUGAAGAAAGGAGUAUACAAGCCCUCCUGUCUUGUGCAGUAGGUGCUCGUACAGAAACAGAGAGAUAUGAUGCUGACUUUAUGUAAUUCUAUUUUAGAUAAAUUAAAAC
Molecule: messenger RNA, 1392 nt
Organism: Brassicogethes aeneus
Lineage: Eukaryota; Metazoa; Arthropoda; Insecta; Coleoptera; Nitidulidae
Source: the annotation of a GenBank genome assembly